Cricetulus griseus (Chinese hamster) is the source of this 386-nucleotide messenger RNA. The record is from RefSeq and is a predicted model, not a curated record. Lineage: Eukaryota; Metazoa; Chordata; Mammalia; Rodentia; Cricetidae.
AUGGCAGGCAGCGGGCGGCUGGCGAUGCGGACGCUUUCUAGGUGCGGCUGGAUUCGCGUUCUGUGGAUCCACCAUCGCUGGCCUUUCCUUGUUGUCCCCAAGUGUUAUGAAGCUGGUGCACACCCAGGAACCUGAGCAGUGGCUGGAACUGUUGCUGGAGCCAGGCUCCCUCUAUAUUUUAAGGGGUUCAGCCCGAUAUGACUUCUCCCAUGAGAUCCUUCGAGAUGAAGAAUCAUUUUUUGGGGAGCACCGGGUCCCCCGGGGCCGGCGCAUCUCAGUGAUUUGCCGCUCCCUCCCUGAGGGGAUGGGGCCAGGAAGGUCAGGAGAGCCACCCCCAGCUUGCUGACACUUAUCCUCUGGACUUGUGAAUAAAGUUGAAAAAAGAA